AUGUAUUCAACUCGCAGCGCAGCCAACCGACUAGCACGGCACAACAGCGGAGAGCGUUCCUGGAACCCGUACCAAAUGUUCGGCCCAAAAGCACACAACCGAUCGAACUCUAUGCAGCUCGAGAGUGGGCUAACCCAUUGCCGGAGCAUGGGUGACCUCCCAGCAGACCAGCAUCGCCGGGAGGAAAUGAAUGCCGGCAUUAGCGCCCCGGAGUACUCAAACACGUUUCCAGCAGAGUUCGCUGGUAGCGACCAUGAAACACACAAGUCUCCGCCUGAACCGUCCAUGGCUAGCCAGGAUCCGAUCAACGUUUCGUCUGUGCGCGGGAUUGAUACCGAGACUAUCGGAUCAACGCAAACGCGUCAGCGGAAGGGUGGGAUCUUGGGUAAGUUUAGGCAUCGCCAUGAUGGUGAUGAGUUGGAGGAUAAGAAGCCACAUCAGAAGUUCACUUUUGCUUCGCAAAUAAGGUCUACUCUCUUGAACUCGUGGAUCAAUGUUCUUCUAGUUGCUGCGCCAGUUGGAAUCGCGCUUUAUGCCGUUGGGGCCAACCCGAUUGCGGUCUUUGUGGUUAAUUUCAUUGCCAUCAUUCCCCUUGCUGCCAUGCUCAGUUUCGCAACUGAAGAGAUUGCCCUUCGCACGAGUGAAACAAUCGGUGGUCUACUAAAUGCGUCAUUUGGCAACGCUGUCGAGCUGAUUGUCGCAAUUAUUGCACUCAUCCAACGCAAAACCCUCAUCGUGCAGACUUCGCUCAUCGGAAGCAUUUUGUCAAACCUGCUCCUGGUGAUGGGCAUGUCCUUUUUCCUUGGUGGCAUUCCUCGCGUAGAGCAGAACUUCAACGUCACGGUUGCCCAGACAGCCGCGAGUAUGCUUGCAUUAGCUGUCGGCAGUUUGAUUAUUCCCACUGCCUAUCAUAAGUGGUCUAAUCGUGAAAAAAUAGAUGGGACCGCCGCUCUAUCCCGAGGCACUAGUGUACUCCUUCUGAUCGUGUACGGCUGCUACCUCUUCUUCCAGCUGAAGUCGCACGCCGAUAUGUACAACCGACCCAGCGAGAAGGUCGAACGGCGACACGUAAAGGUCGGUGAAGGUGACGCCAGCCGCGGCAUUGCCCAAAUUGGCAAAAUGACUGCCGUCCCGUUGGUCGGACAGAACGCGGACCACAUGCAAAUGGAGGAUAACGAUGAUGAACCUGAGGAGCCGCAGCUAUCUGUUGUGACUGCCAUCCUCACGCUGAUCAUCUCGACAGCGUUUGUUGCUGUGUGUGCUGAGUUCAUGGUUGACUCCAUCGACGCUUUAACGGCUACCGAUAACAUUGGCGAGACGUUCGUCGGGUUGAUACUUCUGCCUAUCGUUGGUAAUGCGGCUGAACACGCUACGGCGGUGACAGUCGCAUGCAAGGAUAAGAUGGAUCUUGCCAUUGGUGUUGCAGUCGGAUCCAGCAUGCAGAUUGCACUGCUUGUGCUGCCGCUAAUUGUGGUUCUUGGGUGGAUCAUUGGCGUUGAGGAGAUGACUCUCAACUUCGAUGGAUUCCAGGUCAUUGUGCUGUUCGUGUCUGUUCUAUUAGUCAACUACCUCAUUGGUGAUGGCAAGUCUCACUGGCUCGAGGGUGUCUUGUUGAUGAUGAUGUAUCUCAUUAUCGCUCUUGCGGCUUGGUUCUUCGUUUAA
Penicillium coprophilum is the source of this 1662-nucleotide messenger RNA. RefSeq names its product hydrogen/calcium exchanger domain-containing protein. Gene Ontology annotation, molecular function: calcium:proton antiporter activity. Lineage: Eukaryota; Fungi; Ascomycota; Eurotiomycetes; Eurotiales; Aspergillaceae. Gene Ontology annotation, cellular component: fungal-type vacuole membrane. Gene Ontology annotation, biological process: intracellular calcium ion homeostasis; calcium ion transmembrane transport. The transcript is spliced from 12 exons. The record is from RefSeq and is a predicted model, not a curated record. Bases 1 to 1662 code for a protein of 553 amino acids.